ACAAAAACAAACGAAAUCAAAACAAAAUGCCUGUGUAUUUGUAGUAUCACUGUUAAGUUCAAGGUUGAGACUUCUCUGAUCGUUUUUCUCUUGGAAUGUGUGAAAUUUUCUCUCGAUUCAGUGUAUUUUAACAUCAAUUGAUUGCAAGCAGGAAUCGUGCACGAUGGAGAUAGACGAAUCUUUCCUAGGAACCCCAGACUUCGAUGAUAUGGCUCAAGACGUCAAAGAGAGUUCAAGACGAGGUCGCAAACCUGGUAGGAAGGCUGCGGAAAAACUGGAUAUGAAGGCUAAACUUGAGCGCAGCAGACAAAGUGCCAAAGAGUGCAGAGCCAGGAAAAAGCUGAGGUAUCAAUAUCUUGAGGAUCUAGUUGCUGAGAGAGAGAAAGCAGUUUUUGCUCUGAGGCAAGAGCUUGAAAAGUACCGGAUAUGGAUUCAUGAAAUCAGUGAAGGGAAGAUACCUGAAGGUUUUCAUCUUUUCAUCGAAGAAAUGGGCUGCAUAAAGCAUGAAAGCCACUGAGUUCCUGUACUUGUUGUUUACUUAUCAGUGUUGAAUGCAUGAGAAUCCGGAAAUGACAGAAGGAUAGAGGUAAACACAUUUAUAUUUUAAGGGGGGAAAAAGUCAUUGUCUAUUACAUUAUUUAAUUUUCCAAAUGUCCUCAGUAUUUUGCCUCAUAAACCAUUUCUUUAAAAGAAAUUUGAAAUCAAUGAGCACUCUACUUUACCUGGAUCUUUUUUGCAUCAAAAAGAUUAUCCUUUUUCAAGAGGUGUCUAUUUCUUUUUUGCCAAUAAAUCGAAGCGAUAUGGAACAAAAUAAGCAUUUUUAUACAAUAAAGUAUUCAGAAACUAUGAAAUACUUUUUGUGCUAAGGAACCAUCAUUUCUGACCUAUUCAUACGCAGGUAAAUUAAUGGCACAUUUAGUAUUUCCAAAGUGAAGCAGAAACAAUGCUUCCUUUUUGAAAAUUAUUGUCAACGUAAUUUUUAUUAACUUGAAAACUUUUCAACGUUUUACUUUUUAAUAAAUUAUCAGAUGUGUCUGAAAAAUGAAAUCACUUCUACCAGACCAUUCAGGAGACCUACUUCUAAUCAAUGUAAGUUGUUCAAGAGACACUGUCAAUGAACCUAUCUUUGAUGUACACACAAGUUGCAUCAUUGCCCAAAGUAGUCAAAGUCUUUCAAGUACAAGAAAAAAAGAAAAUAACCCUUUUCUUACUCAGGCUUUCCUCGAACCUAUUAAAAAUGAUUCUUUUAGGCAGUCAGUAAGAUGACAUGAUGUACAUUUUAGGACCCUGCAAGAUGGCUUUAGGAUUAUCCUAAGGUUACUUCAAAGAGAUUUUAAAGAAGAAAUGCUAUUGUAAAAUUUUCUGACAAUGAGGCAACAAAGUACAGUGGAAUGUGUGGCUUCUUUAAUAAAAAUUUGCAUAUUAGUACUCAUUGGUUGUGUCCAAACUUAACUGAAGUAAUACGUUGUUUGAAAUUACAGCAAAUCAAGUUUCAGGGAUGCAGAAACUUCUCGACCACUUGGUCAGCAAGUUCCUUAUACAAGAAUGGUGAAAACCAGUUUUAAAAAUCGGAGGCAACAGCAUAAAAGUUUUCUUAUUUUUCUUAAAAUCUCACCAACUUGGAAAAAAGCAAAAAAAAAUCUUAUUAUGAAGGUCUUGGGGGAAAAUAAGGACCAUCUUGGAAAGAGGCCAAGAAUUUUCUGCAUCCCUUGCAGGUUUGACACUAUAUGUUCCUUGAUGUGUUGAAAAAUUGUAACCCAAAGUUUAAAAGGGUAUUUUAUUAAUUCGUGUUCUCGUGCAAUCGGAGUAAUUUCUAACUAGCGUCUCCCAAAGCUAACUGUCGAACAAAUAUGCUUUGAUAUCGGGAAAGCUCGUAACUACCUCUAAGUAUAUCUGUCCAAUCAUUUGUGUUUUUUAUGCUCUGAAAAUAUUUAACAUAUUAAUGUCUUAACUACUGGAUAAUCUAGUGGAUAAAUUCCUUAAAUACUCUUGUACUGAUUUAUUGCCACCAAAUCCCACCUCAAAAAUUUUAAGUUUCACAACAUAAAAAGUACCUUACCUGUAAAAAACUUACAGAAUAGAAAGUCUGGAUUAUCUAAGGUAACUCUUUGCUUAACCUGUUUGCACCUGAAUAGCCAUAAUUCUACGUAAUCAAACCUGCUAGGCUACGACUUACAAAGUCUAUUAGAGCUGUGAUGUAUCAGGUCCAUGAGUAAUUUUUACAUCUUCUCUAUUUUCGUAUGUGAUUUAUCAAUAGUUUUUGUUACUUAUUGUUUAUGUGUAUAUUUAAGUUUACCAAUAUUUCAUAGUAUAAGUACCAUACUUUGCUGUUAAAGUUGUAAUUUUGUGUUAAUAAAUCUGAAUUUUUUUUUUA
This is a messenger RNA of Bemisia tabaci, 2374 nucleotides long. It is a transcript of the gene REPTOR-BP, whose product is annotated as REPTOR-binding partner. Gene Ontology annotation, molecular function: DNA-binding transcription factor activity. Lineage: Eukaryota; Metazoa; Arthropoda; Insecta; Hemiptera; Aleyrodidae. Gene Ontology annotation, cellular component: nucleus. The record is from RefSeq and is a predicted model, not a curated record. Gene Ontology annotation, biological process: regulation of DNA-templated transcription.